GCUACAUCACUCGCUGUCCUGUUCCUGCUUGUGUGGAUGUGCGAUGCUGCACUGUGGACUUGUGACUGUCAGAACCGUACAUCAGAGAACAAGCUGGUUCUGGAGACUUGUCACUGUGCAGGGGACAGCAUGGACCACGUGCCGCAGGACAUCAACCAUGGUCACCUACACGCCUUGUGAAUCCAUAUCCCUCGGAGGAGUAGAAGAGAUCAAAGAUAACGACUUCCUUCCAUACAGCAACACUUUACAAGAACUGUACAUCACUCAGAUGAGGAGCCUCAGGGCUCUACAGAGGAAUGUGUUCCGUCACUUACCCCAGAUACAAACUAUAACCAUCUCUCAGGUCCCCAACAUGAGGCAGCUACCAAACCAUCUGUUCUCACCUGUCAACCGCCUCAAAGUUCUAAGGGUGAUCCACACUGGACUGGAGAAUAUUCCAGCGUUCAAAGCACUCGGCAACAACUUCAUCAUGCACAUCGUAGAUUUUGAAAGCAACAAAAUAAAGCGACUUCAAACAAAUUCAGUACGUGUAAGAAGUGAACAAUUUUUGCUGGCCUACAACAAAAUAGAACAUGUCGAAGGAUGGGCCUUUAAUGGAUCCGAAAUAGGAAAAAUCAGCUUUAGAGGCAACCGUGAGCUGACUGAUCUGUCACCAGACGCAUUCAACGGCCUCUCCAGCCUCAGGGACUUGGAUCUAUCAGAAACGUCCAUCACCUAUUUACCAACAAUAGGGCUAGAAACGUUGGAAAUGCUCAGACUCACCGACACAUACACUUUGAAGACAAUUCCUUCCAUAUACGACUUAAAAAGUCUACAAAAGGCUGAGUUGACUUAUUCGUUCCACUGCUGUGCUUUCAAAUAUCCAGCCCGUCACGACCCAGCCAGACACGCCCGUCAUCAGAAAUACAUUGCUACAAUGCAGGAAAGAUGCAAGGACCGAGUUAGGGAGAAAAGGAGUGUAAGUGAUGGACAUGGGGAGGACAACUUCGGGGCCAUCAUCAUGGAGGGGCAGGACAACUUUAUCCCUCCACUGACGGGGGAAAAUAUCUUCCACCACCUGACACCACCCUUGUCCGUUCAGGAGGGGGUGGCCUUUAACACGCAGCAUGACGACGACCAGAAUGUGCUGAGUGGAGGAUGGGCAGAUAUUGAGGCUCCAGGCCCUACUCAGUCCCACUCAGACUCGGAUGAAGUGUUCCACCAGUCCACAGCUCAGCUGCCUCAGGCCAAGCAACAAGCGUUGUGCGGGAACCUCUCUCUGCCGCAGCCUCCAGUAGUCUGUGCUCCGGUGCCUGACGCCCUCAACCCUUGUGAAGAUAUCAUGGGGUCAGACUGGCUAAGGACGUCAGUGUGGCUAGUUAUCAGCACUGCAGUGUUUGGUAACAUUGCUGUGCUUGUAGUCCUUGUUUCUGCUAGGUCUGAGACUUCAGUUCCUCGCUUCCUCAUGUGUCACCUCGCCUUCGCUGACCUCUGUAUGGCUCUCUAUUUACUACUAUUAGCUGUCACAGACCUGCGAUCAACUGGCGUUUAUUUUAACUACGCUUUUGAUUGGCAGCGAGGGAGUGGGUGUCAGGUUGCUGGGUUCAUGACAGUGUUUGCCAGUCAAUUAUCUAUCUUCACCUUGAGUUUACUGACGGUGGAGCGGUGGUUUGCCAUCCGCCACGCCCUCUACACCAACAGAGUAGACCUCUCUCUUGCGACCAAGAUCAUGUUUGUAGGCUGGGCCUACGCUCUAGUACUAGCCGCCCUGCCUCUAAUCGGUGUUAGCAGCUACUCCAGCACAAGCAUUUGUCUGCCGAUGGAUACCCACAACACCGUGUCAGUUGUGUACAUAUUGUACUUGUUGGCGUUCACUGGAAUUGCUUUUAUACUCAUAUGCUGCUGUUAUGCUCAGAUUUACCUUUCACUGAGUUAUGAGACCCGCCACCCACCAGGGGAGCGCACUGUGGCUCGCAAGAUGACGCUACUUGUAGGCACCAACUUUGCUUGCUGGGCUCCCAUUGCCUUUUUCUCCCUCACUGCCGUGGCUGGUUAUCCACUUAUCGAUGUCACUCGCUCCAAGAUACUCCUAGUUUUCUUCUACCCGAUUAACUCUUGUGCGAAUCCCUACCUUUAUGCCAUCAUGACAGCUCAGUAUAGAAAAGACUUGAUACAACUUCUAGCUAGAUAUGGACUAUGCACAAGAUGUGCCCAACAGUACAAGAUGGUUUACUCUCAGCCUGGCAAGAACUCUACCCAGUCUCACUUGCCGGCGCCGCUACUGCACACAGAUAGCGUACAAACUGCUGAGGUAGCAGUGUGACAAAAAAAGAAGAUAUCCUGGAGGGGAUGAGAGUGUCUGGAACAUGUGGUUCUGAGCAGAGUCACAGGACGAGAGUGUCAGUCACGUGUUGAGAGCUCCAUGUGACACAACGUCAAUCAAGGAGGACCCUGAGGACAUCUACAUUGUUGAAUAAAGGCGAUAGGACUCUAAAGGUGUGAUAAAAAAGUCCACAGUAAAAGGGAUUUAUGGUGAAGCAGAAGCCUAAAAUCAUAGAUUGAAAUUUUGUGGCUUUCCAGCCGGGGCUUAGUAGCUUUGAUUAUGAAUAUCUUGUGGUAGACAUUAUGUUCGUAAAAAUUGUACGGUAGCCAGUUUUAAAGAUUUUGAUUUGAGCCACUGUUAGAGAGCUAUGUGAGAAAUAUGCUACUGUACAAUGUUGUAAUAUUGUCGACAGUAGGAGUACAUCUAUAUUCUGAUUCCAUUUCCAUAACCAUGGCCACACUCUUGGUUGUCAAAUUCCCUGCAACUUGGACAGAAACCGAGUAGCAUAAAGAUUAUCUCUCAGUUUUUAGUGCAAAGAUGGUUUAUAUCGGAUAGGUUUUGUUUUGAGCUAAAUAGCCUGUCCUCACAUGGAAUAAUGUAUGAUGUUGAUCCAUUCUUAAGCCAGGCUCAAUAUCACAUACUUUUGGGACAUAUUUGAACCUAGAUAUUGAACCUUUUAUGACUUUUAAUAGACAGACUUAUUUUUGUAAGAAUGUAUUUUUGAAAGUAAAAAGAAAACCCACAAAAACUGAUCUGUAAAUAGCCAGGACAUAUUAAAUGUAAGUAAAAAACGGGCCAAAAUGAUAUGAAACUAUAAGUAACAUCUGUUGAAAACUUGGUGUAAAGUUUAAUUAUUCUAUGUUUAAGGGUUUAGAAUAGUAAAUAUUUCUGGGACUUUCUUUACAAAAACAAUUUUAAAAAAUCAGUAGUUUAAACUAAUGUA
Molecule: messenger RNA, 3245 nt
Organism: Macrosteles quadrilineatus (aster leafhopper)
Lineage: Eukaryota; Metazoa; Arthropoda; Insecta; Hemiptera; Cicadellidae
Product: follicle-stimulating hormone receptor-like
Exons: 18
Coding region: 44-2302 (752 amino acids)
Biological process (GO): G protein-coupled receptor signaling pathway
Cellular component (GO): membrane
Molecular function (GO): G protein-coupled receptor activity; protein-hormone receptor activity; protein binding
Source: RefSeq, a predicted model, not a curated record